GACUCUCUCGCGAAUAACAGUAGCAGCUGCAGGUAGAAGUGCACGCGCGUGGCAGCCCCUCGACGUCGACGGACGGCUGAUCUCGUCGAGUCACAGCUGCGGCCUUCCUCUCGGCACACGGGACAGGGCAGGCUUAGGCUCAAGCGGCGUAUCCAUACCAGCGAAGUUAGUUUACCCGACGGCGAGGGAGCGAGGCACGUCGUUGUCGCUCCGCUAAAGCAGCUGCAGUCUGUUGAUUCGUCCGGCUCGAGUGGCUCGACUCUUUCGUUUGUCAUCCUUGUAGGUACUGUACGUGUGUAAAAUCCGUAUUUUGUGCACACGCAGAGUUGUAGGUUGUAUACCAAAAGUUGCGGAUUAUUAACGGAUCGGUCCAUCCAUCGAAAACAGUGCUACUGGUGCUGCUCUCUGUGCUCUCGUGUGUACUCAACUCAUCGGCAGGGGUUCCCCCUGGAUCUGUACAUCACCAGCGGUUAUCUACCAUACAUGUAUACCAACUUAUGUGUCGUGUCGUCUACAUAAUAUAAAACGUAAAAGUGUAAAUAUACACUUAUAUGUGAUUUCGUGCUAUGUGCGUGCGCGAACGUACGUCUCUCUCUCGUACACAGUAAAUAGGAGACUGCUUAGUACGUCUCGUCGUCCGUUGGCUCUCCGUUCGCCUCGUGCGUCCACGCUGCUGCAGAGAGAAAGAAAGAGCGAGAGGAGCCGUUGUAGAUCCCGUCGCCGAGGACAACCGUCCCCGGAGAAAAAGGUGGAGUAGCUUCGAGCCAAACCCGUCACCACGUCGCUUGAUCGUCGUCGUCGUCGUCGUCGUCGUCGUCGUCGUUGUCCUCGCAGGCAGAGGAUAGCAGCAGUCAAGUCUGUCGUUCCACAUAGGCUACGUGUACAUGAAUGGGGACAUUGGGAAGCUCCCACCAGGGGCGGGUUACCCAGCCACCCCUGAUUCCCUGGCAGCAAUUGGUGCUUCUGUUAUAGACUACAGCGUCAUGAACGGUGGAGCAGCUGCUGGCGAACUGAUGCUCGAUACUGGUGUUGGACCACUGGAGCCGUUGCCCCAACUUGCCAUGGGGAUGGGGGGUGCAGUAGGCUAUGCACCCAUUGACAUGGCUCCCCUCAACGAAGUUUCUGCGCCCCCUUCCCAGAUGGGCGAGCAUGCUGGACAAUGCAACAUGCCACUCGAUCAAUUAAAACAAAUGCUCUCUUCUCAACUUGAGUAUUACUUUUCCAGGGAAAAUUUAGCUAAUGAUGCAUAUUUAUUAUCACAAAUGGAUAAUGAUCAAUAUGUACCAAUAUGGACGGUAGCCAAUUUCAAUCAAGUCAAGAAAUUAACAAAAGACAUCAAACUGAUAACAGAGGUGCUGAGGGAGUCACCCAACGUGCAAGUUGAUGAAGAAGGCCAAAAAGUUAGACCAAACCACAAAAGAUGUAUUGUCAUCCUUCGUGAAAUACCAGACAAUACUCCGAUUGAAGAAGUAAAGAAUUUAUUUUCUGGAGAAGGUUGUCCUAGGUUUAUUUCAUGCGAGUUUGCUCAUAACAGUUCAUGGUAUGUUACUUUCGAGUCUGACGAAGAUGCUCAAAGAGCCUAUAGAUUUUUAAGGGAAGAAGUUCGCGAAUUUCAGGGAAAACCAAUAAUGGCACGUAUAAAAGCUAAACCAAUGAAUAGGCUACCGAUACCUACGCCGGUAGCAAAUGUUGGUGGAAUGAAAAAUGGUUACAGAACACCACCCCCGCCACCAGUAUUUGAUCCUAAUACUUAUCAACCUGGUCAGCAGCGCUUUAUUUAUACAAAUGGCACAGCAAUGCCACAAACUGCUAUGCCGCCAUAUCCAAAUCAAGUGCACGUCUACCAUCAACCGUUUUAUCCUACUGGAAUGGUACCGUGGGGCCCGACCAGUCCAGCUUUCUAUGACAUGACUAGCGUUUACACUAUGAAUGGAAUCGCUUCCCAUAGUUCAUUCAAGCCACACAACACCAGAUAUAAUCAAAGAAACAGUAACACUUAUUCAAGAAAUAAGCAAAGAAACGGUCCUGAAAGAAGCGGUCUUAUGGAUGGUGGAGGUAACAUGGUACCUAUGGCAAGAACCUCGCAUCCUCCUUUGAGCGGAGGACCCGUAUCUCUCGGAGUGGCGCCGCAAGCCAUCCCAAAUAUCUUACCUAGUGCAAAACCAAUGUCUUCUACCUAUUCAACUGGCACUAAGUACCAGUCCUCCCAUACCGUACAUUCUGUUGGAGAGCUAGUUCACAGUAACCCUCAUGCCAAUAAAGGGUCUCAGGAAAACGAAAUUCAUCCUCAACAAGACUCGACGUCGCAGUAUCCUCGCCACCGUACGCACCGUAGGACCAAAGAUCCAGAAACGCAGUCCAAAAACAACAGUACCAACAGCAGCAGCAGCAACAGCAAUCCUCUCCCUUCAAUUAGGGAGACUUCGAAUUCUGCCAACACUGCAAGCAGCAGUAACAAUACGCAGCACAACAGGGGGCUCCAGUUUGAUUUAGAAGCAGCAGCUUUUCCGCCACUGCCGGGCCUCGACGUCAAUGCAACAAAGCCACACAACUCUUCUAACGAAAGCACGAAUCCCGACAGCACACAAUCGCAGAAUAGGCUUUCCGAUGUUGUGAAAGGCACCGCGAAGCUUAAGAGCACAAACAAAGAUAAAGAUCAACAGUCACCGGUGCAACAGUCGCAGCAACAGCUGACAGGAACAGUUGUGUCGCCACCACAGUAUCAUCACCAGCCGCACCAGCAACAUCACCCCCAGUCGCAUCAGCAGCAUAAUCCACACUCACGCCACCAUCACCAUCAGCCGCAUCAUCACCAUCACCAACAGCAGCAUCAUCAUUACCAUCAGUCAUCGUCGUCGUCCUCCUCGUCUUCCUCGACGUCUGUGGCAGCAUCGACACUAAGCAGCCACAGCAGCAGGUCGACAAGCCCUGGCAGCCAAUUACAACAGCAUCAUCACCGCCGCACAUCCCCUGAAAAUGUUGCCGGUAGCGUAGCUACCACUGCAGGAACGUCAGUGGCAGCUUCAUCGGCUGCAACAGUGCCAGCGUCCUCGAACCCCAACGCUAAUAGCAGCGCUGACCCGGAAGUCGCCCUCGGCACUGUUACGCUCACUCCCCCGUCAUCUCCCGAUAAGUGAGUGCGAUUAUUCAUAAAAUCACUUUAAAAAAUUUUGCUCGUGCGUGCAUGUUUUAUCUCAUCUACCAGUAAGUAGCCAACUCUUAUCUAUUGAGGGUAGCUACGAUUUUUUCAAACUGUAACAUGCGAACAAUUUUCUAUUGUUUCUAUUGAAAAUAUUUCAUCAUGAUUUAUUUUUAUCAUUGUUAUUAUUCUCUCUUAGUUUAAGCAUGAAAUUUUUUACCAUUUAUUUAUGAUAGAAAAAGAGGGGGUGCAUAUCUAGAAUCAAAACUAAAGUAAAUGUCCUUCCAAACUAAGUCGUAAACUGUAUCUUGAAGUGUGUGCCACGAAAAGUCAAUUUUUUAGUUACUUUAGAUUUAUACAAAAUUCUUUACUUUUGUUGCAGUAAUGUUCUCAUUUUUCGUACAAAUUUUUAUAAAGUUCAAUAUUCUACCUUGGAAUAUUUUUGAUUAAUUCCAAUGAUGUAUGAUAAAUGCCAAUUUACAAAACGUGAGUAAUUUUUUUAAGUACUUGAGAAAUGAGAAUUGUUGCAGGUAUUAUAGUUGAGAACUUGACAAGCUCAUGCAAAAUUCUUUGUUAAAACACAUGCACUUAUGUAACAAUAACACACCAUACAAAGACACAUUGUAUUUGGUUUUGAUAUUCUUUUCUUUUCUCUUUAAAGAUUUUCUUCAGUCACUAAAAACAUAACAACUUUCUUUUUUUUCACUUUGUUUUGUAACGCAAAUUACAAUUAUCUUUUUACUUCGGUUUCACUGAUCUUAGUGUAUUGUUUAAAAUAAUGUCUAUUAACUGAGACAAUUCAUUGAAAUAGUCAAAUUUCUUUAUUACAACGAUGAGUCUAUUUAAGGGUCGUAUUUUUAAGAAUUUAGUUUUAAUACAUUUUUAAUAUUGAUACAUAUACGUGUAUAUAAGUUGACUGACGUUUUGAGCAUGCAAGUAGUUAUUCAGCAGAUGGAUAUAAAUACGUUAAAACGUCAUAUUCAUAGUCAUUUUAUACUAUUUCGAUAAAUUAAUUGAAUUGACUGAUAGACAAGGCUCAAUAUUUGAAAGUGUCAAGAAAAUGCAAUAUUUGACCAAACUAAUAAUAAAUUAAUUAUUCUAUGUAGCAUGUUAAUUCAUAAUUCACUUUCUCUGUUUACUCAUCUUGGUUAUGAUUAACAACCAAGUUUACAAUUAAAAUACGCUGGAUUCAAUAACCUAUUAGUAACGUUAUAAAUAUAAAUAUAAAACAGUUGAAUUAUGACUGCCAUUGUCAAUAAGAUAUUUAAAAAAUCCAUUGUUGUUGAACUUAAUUCUAAGUAACUUCCGAGAUUUGUCAAGUCUAAAACACUUAAGUAUGUUUUUUUUUUUUUUUUUUUCCACGUUUGAGCAUACUUACAUGAGAUGUAUUUGCAUGUGAAGCUUGUCAUAUGUACAAUAUAUUGAAGUAGAUUAAAAAAUGUGCAGGCACAUGACAUUAAGCCUGGAGAAUGCUGAAUUCUUGUUCGAAAAAGUGCAUUGUAUUAACAUGUUUGGUGGGUGCUUUCAUAUUUUGUACAUUUAAUAAAUCCUAUCCACUUUUCGUUUAUUAAAUA
Molecule: messenger RNA, 4713 nt
Organism: Copidosoma floridanum
Lineage: Eukaryota; Metazoa; Arthropoda; Insecta; Hymenoptera; Encyrtidae
Gene: Larp4B
Product: La-related protein 4B
Biological process (GO): positive regulation of translation
Cellular component (GO): cytoplasmic stress granule; cytosol
Molecular function (GO): mRNA 3'-UTR binding
Source: RefSeq, a predicted model, not a curated record